Carassius gibelio (silver crucian carp) is the source of this 1947-nucleotide messenger RNA. RefSeq names its product ring finger protein 14 (gene rnf14). Bases 165 to 1538 code for a protein of 457 amino acids. The record is from RefSeq and is a predicted model, not a curated record. Gene Ontology annotation, biological process: protein polyubiquitination; ubiquitin-dependent protein catabolic process; positive regulation of proteasomal ubiquitin-dependent protein catabolic process. Gene Ontology annotation, molecular function: ubiquitin conjugating enzyme binding; ubiquitin protein ligase activity; zinc ion binding. Gene Ontology annotation, cellular component: ubiquitin ligase complex; cytoplasm. The transcript is spliced from 8 exons. Lineage: Eukaryota; Metazoa; Chordata; Actinopteri; Cypriniformes; Cyprinidae.
AAGCGGGUUCGUAUACAAUAGUUGAAUAUUGUUUAAACUUACUGCGGUAUUGGUAUCUUUGCAGACUGUCACCUCUCCAGAACAGAAGGAGAAAUAACGUGAAUCGAACGACGCUGUUUGAGAGUGUUUAUCACGUUUUUUAACAUUAAUCUAGGAAUGUUCCAAUGUCAGCCGACCAGGAAGCACAGGAGGAUGAACUGCUUGCUCUAGCGAGCAUCUAUGAUGAAGACGAGUUUCGCAGAGCCGAAUCAGGAAAAGAGGGCGAGAUUAAUCUGUGCCUGGAGCUUCCUCCGAGCUUCAAACUGCUAGUUAAGGGACAGACCUCCACAGAGCAUCAUGUGUCAUUUCUACCUCCGCUGGUUCUGAGUUUUGAGUUCCCGGCUGACUAUCCUUCAGCAUCAGCGCCGCUUUUUACUAUAAGCUCCAAAUGGCUCAGGAGAGCCCAGAUCACUGCACUUUGCAGGAGACUGGACGAGCUUUGGGAGGAGAACCAAGGCAACGUGGUUCUUUUUACCUGGAUGCAGUUUCUAAAGGAAGAGACCCUAGACUUUUUGGGAAUCCAGUCACCGCUGGAAAUCCAAAGCCUUGAGAGCCAGCCUCAGUGUGAGUCUGGCCCAAAACAAGCUGUAGACGUCCCCGGGGAAAAAAGUAAAGAUUUAGACCCCAGAGCCGUGCAAGAAGUCGACGCUCGCACAGACAUACUGACUCAGCUGCUGGAUUUUGACGAAGCUCAGAAGCAGAAGGUGUUUGAUGGGAAGGUGUUCUGCUGCGGCAUCUGUUACUCCGAGAAGCUCGGAUCCGACUCUCUGCUCUUCAAAGAGUGUCAGCAUGUGUACUGCAAGGCCUGCAUGAAGGAAUACUUUCAGAUCCAGAUUAGAGACGGAAAAGUCCAGUGCCUUAACUGCCCUGAACCAAAGUGCAUGUCCAUGGCCACUCCUUCACAGGUGAAACUUCUCGUGGGCGAAGAUGAGUUUGCACGCUAUGAUCGUCUCCUGCUGCAGUCGAGUCUGGACCUGAUGGCGGAUGUGGUGUAUUGUCCUCGUAUGAGCUGCUGUAUGGCUGUGAUGGUGGAGCCUGACUCCACCAUGGGCAUCUGUCCCGCCUGCAGAUACGCCUUCUGUACCCUCUGUAAGAGGAGCUAUCACGGCCUCUCUCACUGCAUAGUGACUGCUGAUGAGCUUCGUAAUUUGCGGGAUGAGUAUAUGUCUGUGAGUGAAGAGGGGAAGAAGUUCCUUGAGAAGCGUUUUGGUCGGCGUGUCAUUCAGAAGGCGGUGGAGGAGUCUUUCAGCACAGACUGGCUGAAGGAUAACUGUAAACAGUGCCCUUGCUGUGGCACUAAUAUACAGAAGGUGCACGGCUGUAACAAGAUGACCUGUUCGUCCUGUCAGAAGUACUUCUGCUGGAUCUGUCUGGGAGCUCUCAGCAAGGUGAACCCCUAUAGCCACUUCAACAACCCCGGCUCGCCCUGCUAUAACCAAUUGUUUCAAGGAGUGGAAAUGGACGAGGAAGAAGGCUUUGGGAGCGACGAAGAUAACUGACCCACUGUAAAUGAAAUGUUUAAAGGAUGGCAGUGUUUUUCUGCAUAUCAGUGGAUCAGAACCCCAAGCCCAAGACCUGACCACAGUGUCACCCAUUUUUUAGCAAUAUAUAUAUAUUUUUUAUUUGCAUUUUUUUGCAAUUCAAAUUCCAGUUCACAAGCAUCCCUUCAAAUAGUUUUAUUGUAGAUUGUAAACGUUUUCACUGCUACGAGAUCACCCCGUAUAUCCUCUAUCUAUAUAGUUAAUGAAUUGGUUUUCUUUAAUGUUACCAUCUUUUCAGAAGAUGUAAUGUUUAUAUAGGUAUCCUCAGCUAUUGCUGUCAUUGUUAAUAAUGUACAUGUCAUCCUUUGGACAAAGGUGGAUGGAUUUAGCAGGAAAAUAAAUGUUAAAUGAGUUCUUGGGGCAUGAA